AUGGCCGACGUUGUGAUUUUUCUGUAUGCGAUUCGGAAACUGAGGUUCCAGUUGUCAAUUGCGCCCCGGUCCACCGCCCGCCGCAAAAAGUUCUCCCACCACACUCACGCCUUUCCCUCCUCCGCCUCCACCCUCCACCACUUUUUUCCUCUACCAACCACGCAAAUUCCAAUCCCUUCUCCGACCCUGAAGUGA
Messenger RNA from Podospora pseudocomata, 195 nucleotides. RefSeq lists its product as uncharacterized. The transcript is spliced from 3 exons. Lineage: Eukaryota; Fungi; Ascomycota; Sordariomycetes; Sordariales; Podosporaceae. The record is from RefSeq and is a predicted model, not a curated record. Bases 1 to 195 code for a protein of 64 amino acids.